Messenger RNA from Balaenoptera musculus (blue whale), 7796 nucleotides. It is a transcript of the gene ANKH, whose product is annotated as ANKH inorganic pyrophosphate transport regulator. Gene Ontology annotation, biological process: phosphate ion transmembrane transport. The record is from RefSeq and is a predicted model, not a curated record. The coding region runs from base 484 to 1962 and encodes 492 amino acids. Gene Ontology annotation, molecular function: phosphate transmembrane transporter activity. NCBI's taxonomy places the organism in Eukaryota, Metazoa, Chordata, Mammalia, Artiodactyla, Balaenopteridae. The transcript is spliced from 12 exons. Gene Ontology annotation, cellular component: membrane.
CAGCCCGCCGCCCGCCCCCUGGCCGCCGGCGGUGUCCGCGCCUCCGCGCCCGCCCCUGAUUUCCUCUGCACCGCGGCGGUGGCGGCGGCGGCGGCGGCGGCGGCGGCGGCGGCGGCGGCGGCGGCGGCGCCUCCUCGUGCGCGCGGUUAUUUAUUUCCGGGCCCCAGAGCGCUUAUAAUGGAGCCGCUGUCAGCGGAACCUUCUGCCGCCGCCGCCGCCGUCCCUCCUCUUUUUUUUCCCGACAGAUCUUUGUUGUGUGGGAGGGCAGCAGGGAUGGACUUGAGCUUGCGGAUCUCCUGCUAGAGCAGCCGCGCUUGGAGAGGGCGCCGCAGCCGCGACGAGGAGCCGCCGCCGCCGCCCCGAGACCCCGCCGGUCCCGGCCUCCGUCCGCCCGCGCCCCCGCCCGGCCUUCUCGGCCCGCGCCUCCCGGCAGAGUCUCCUCCCGGCGGCAGAUGUGUGUGGGGUCCGCCCACGGCGGGGACUAUGGUGAAAUUCCCGGCGCUCACGCACUACUGGCCCCUGAUCCGGUUCCUGGUGCCCCUGGGCAUCACCAACAUAGCCAUCGACUUCGGGGAGCAGGCCUUGAACCGGGGCAUUGCUGCUGUCAAGGAAGAUGCAGUGGAGAUGCUGGCCAGCUACGGGCUGGCCUACUCCUUGAUGAAGUUCUUCACGGGGCCCAUGAGUGACUUCAAGAAUGUGGGCCUGGUGUUUGUGAACAGCAAGCGGGACAGGACCAAGGCUGUCCUGUGCAUGGUGGUGGCUGGUGCCAUAGCUGCUGUCUUCCACACCCUCAUAGCAUAUAGUGACUUAGGCUACUACAUCAUCAAUAAAUUGCACCAUGUGGAUGAGUCAGUGGGGAACAAAACGAGAAGGGCCUUCCUGUAUCUUGCUGCCUUCCCUUUUAUGGAUGCAAUGGCAUGGACCCAUGCUGGCAUUCUCUUAAAACACAAAUACAGUUUCCUGGUCGGAUGUGCCUCAAUCUCAGACGUCAUAGCUCAGGUCGUUUUUGUCGCCAUUUUGCUUCACAGUCAUCUGGAAUGCAGGGAGCCUCUGCUCAUCCCCAUCCUGUCCUUGUACAUGGGCGCCCUUGUGCGCUGCACUGCCCUGUGCCUGGGCUACUACAAGAACAUCCACGACAUCAUCCCGGACAGGAGUGGGCCGGAGCUGGGGGGAGAUGCAACAAUAAGAAAGAUGCUGAGCUUCUGGUGGCCUUUGGCUCUCAUCUUGGCGACACAGAGAAUCAGUAGGCCUAUCGUCAACCUCUUUGUUUCCCGGGACCUUGGUGGCAGUUCUGCAGCUACGGAGGCCGUGGCAAUUUUGACAGCCACAUACCCCGUGGGUCACAUGCCAUAUGGCUGGUUGACGGAAAUCCGUGCUGUCUACCCUGCUUUUGACAAGAAUAACCCCAGCAAUAAGCUGGUGAGUACAAGCAACACAGUCACUGCAGCACACAUCAAGAAGUUCACGUUCGUCUGCAUGGCCUUGUCGCUGACGCUCUGUUUUGUGAUGUUCUGGACCCCCAAUGUUUCCGAGAAAAUUUUGAUAGACAUCAUUGGCGUGGACUUUGCCUUCGCAGAACUCUGCGUUGUUCCCUUGCGAAUCUUCUCCUUCUUCCCGGUUCCAGUCACCGUGAGGGCCCAUCUCACCGGGUGGCUGAUGACCCUGAAGAAGACCUUCGUCCUGGCCCCCAGCUCCGUGCUGCGGAUCAUCGUGCUCAUCACCAGCCUCGUGGUCCUGCCCUACCUGGGGGUACACGGAGCCACCCUGGGCGUGGGCUCCCUCCUCGCGGGGUUUGUGGGAGAAUCCACCAUGGUCGCCAUAGCAGCAUGCUACGUCUAUCGGAAACAGAAAAAGAAGAUGGAGAACGAGUCGGCCGCCGAGGGGGAGGACUCGGCGAUGACGGACCUACCUCCCGCAGAGGAGGGCACGGACGUCGUGGAGAUGCAGGAGGAGCGCGACUGAGGCGCGGCCCCCCGGGCGCUGCAGGGACGGCCGAGAUGACACUUCCGCGUCAUCCGCUCUCCCGUCGUGUUUUGUUCCGCUUUCGUCUUUGGUUUUCGUUUGGGUAAUGAAAGAGGCCUUGAUCUUAAGGUUUCACGGCCACUCUGGCAUACUGGGUGUGCCCACGCUGAUGUGAAGACCUGCAGAAUGGUCUCGCCGUUGCUUUGUGGAAACAAACCAAACGACUGACUUCAUGCCCCCGCUCCGUGAGAACCCCGAAGACAUAGCUGCCUCGUAGCCCACGUUGCCUCCCCACCCCCUCGGACAGUCUCCCCUUGGAACCGAAGGGCCGCGGCUGUGCCGUCCAUCGUCCCUCAGACACCGCCGGCCGGCAGGCCACAAACUGACCCUGUCCCCUUGCAUCGCUCUCGAGAACCAACAGGUGACAACUCGGCUUUCUUUGGUCGGCUUCCCAGUAACGUGACUGUGUCAGGAGAUGUGGCUCAGAGGCAUUGCACCGUGGAUGCGACGUGUGAACGCGCUGGACCGGUGGACGGCCGGAAGUAAUCUCCCGUGGGAAGGUGUGAGGUGCCUUGGGGGCAGAAACUGACAACAUGCAAACGCUAGCACUUCACCUCGCCUCUUCCUAGAUUUGAAUGCGCGCUCACUUUCAGGCCCUGUCCUGUACAUACGUGAGCUGCCUUGCUAAAGUUGUCCCGAAGCGCAUCUCCCGGUUGCCGCGUCCUUGGGCAUGACUUUCCCUGAAGGCUUGUUUUUCCACUCGCCUUUCCUGAAGAUGGCACUAGAGCAAGGGAAACGGACGGAGCAUUCUAACUUUACGUUUUAGUUUUUAAAGUGAACUGAAGCUUUAAGUCAUAAUCUAGCAUUCUAAUGCCAGGUUGCUGCAUCAUCACUUUGGAAGUAGAUUUAUGACCUGGUCCCGCCGUUCUUAGUCCUAACCGUGCGGCGCAGGUAAUUCCGAGUGUACUUCUGUACUCCCCUCUCACACCACACGAGAAAGCAAGACAUUUUAUAAACAAUAGCAAAGUCACUAUGUGAUAUUCCCUGAAAUGACACAUUUGAAAUCCAUUUAGUGCAGUAUAUUUUUCUAAGUUUUGGAAAGCGGGUUUUUUCUUUAAAAAAAUUAUGGACACGGUUCACUAAAUUCUUGAUUUAGUCAAAAUUCCUAGACUGAAAGAACCUAAACACAAAAAUAUUUUAAAGAUAUAAAUAUAUACUGUAUAUGUUAUGUAAUUUAUUUUAGGCUAUGAUACAUUUCCUAUUUUCGCAUUUUCAAUAAAAUGUCUCUAAUACAAUACGGUGAUAGCUCGUGUGCUCAACAUACCUGCAGUUGAAACGUAUUGUACCGAUGAACAGUGUGUCUUGUUUGCAGCAGUUUUACAGUCUCUCAUUUGUAUAUAAAUGUAAGGGUCAGUAAAUGACAAGAGAACUAUUUUUCAUUAUGAGCAACAGGGGUAUAAAUGGGUCAGCUGAUGUAGACAAUAGUGGGAGUGGAAAUAUAUGCUAGAAGGGCAAAAAAGAAAGAAGAAGUCCAGCUUUUUGCGUUUAUUGCUUUCAGUGCCGUGUAAUCAGAUUGUUCCUCAUAGAAAAAAGAAUGUAAAGGCUCGGAGUCAGCCAUGAAUAUCACAGGGUUCGUUCACAUGUCUGGACACCCAGUGACCCCUGGGGGACAAAUCCUCAUGUGCUUCCUCUGAGCGGUUUUUCCGCUGAGAAUUAAGAUGUGUUGCUUUGGGGUGGUUUCAGGGGCAGAUCUGAGAAGAUGGGGAAAAAAUCUAAUUGUAUCGGCUUUUUUAAAGUACAUGACUAGAAAAUUAAACAGCAGUAUUUUUUAACAUGUGUGACUAGUAUUUCAUGCUUGUGGGGUUGGAGCUUAAAGAGUAAAUUGUGAAAAAGCAAAUUCUUUCCCUCCGAAUCGGGGAAGACCAGCUAGGCUCUUCAUUAUGCAAUUAGAACACAGCAUUACAACCUCAGAGACACCUUCGGUGAUAAAGAGUCACGGGCCAGGGUGUUUUGUUAGAGUUUCAGAAAACACAGGAAACAAGCCCCGACCCAGGCCACGAUGACGGGGCUGCGAUUGUGCAGGGCGCACAUGUCCAAAACCUUUCUCCUCCAGCCAUAUGUCCUCUCCUCACAGGUUCCUUCAUUCGCUUGGGCUGCAGAAGCCACUUCACAGUUUGGGCUGACAAGCACACACCUUAACUUCCAGAGCAAAACCCACUGCUGGCAGGUUCUUCUGCAGCUGUUCUAACCAACACAGACAGGAGAGGAAGAGGAAUGGGUCUCCUUCCCACUUUUCAGGGUGAGGGGGGCACCUCUUUGACUUCGUCACCCAAAGAAAUGUUCCUCCAACCCAGGUUUCUUUUUUCAUGCGAGUCGCUCAGCUGACAGAAGUAUUUAGGGAGCCGUGCCUGGAGAGUCUCAAGUCAAGGACCGUGGAAAGACUAGACGUGACUUUCUCAGUGUGGACCCGUGCCUCAUAGACACACAGGAUCUAAAACCACGGGGGCAUAAAGCUGCUUGUAUUUAGAUGCUGAGAAGUGAGUCUGGGCUGCUCAGUGGUCUUUCCAUCCCGAGGGCCUUCUCUGGGCCAGCUCAGGUCAAGAGCAGCUUGUCGCGUGGCCUCUCUGCUUUCUGAGGGGCGCGGGUGAGGUCAUUCUCAACGCAGCUGCUGUGGGCUCUGAGCGGGACCUCAGUGUCACUGGCAUCGGUGAGACACCAGGAUCUGAGCAGGAGGAAGCAGGCCGGGCUUGCUCCAGGGAAGUCAGGACAGGCUGCGACCUGCCGGCCGCCACUCGGCUCAGGGCGUGUCCAGAGGUUUGCACGUUAGCGGGAAGCCCUCACUUGCCUGAGACUCUUUAAUUUGGGCACAAAGGCCACUGGUUUACGUCACUGUGGGAGAGCCAGGCACGCCCCCCUCAUUGCCUGCCUCAGGCUGGUCUUGUGCAAAAGUCCAUCUUCUUUGUUUUGCAUGUGUGUUUUGCACCAGCAGUUGGUUUGGCUCUGGAACUGUCCAGGGAUGGCCCAUACCCUCAGAAAUGGAAACUUUUAGUGAUAGUUUAGGGUAUAUGGGAUGGGGCCAGGCUUCACGACAGUAGUAAAAGCGCUUGGUUUUUCACUCCCCGAGUCCUCCCAGCAAAUAACCUCGGGAGGUGCCCGGGAGGCCCACGAGAAAGGAGGCCCGGGGGCUCCGCUGUAGUCCAGCUCCAUCAAGACCCCAGGGCACUUCCCAACCAGGAGCCAGCUCUGUGGUCCCCACAUGCAGCCUUUUCUGGUCUCUCUUGGGAUUGGGAUAAUCACUGCAUUUCCCAAAUAUCAGAAAAGUUAUUCAGUGAUACCUCUAGAGCAAGAAGUGAAAAAGUUAACAGCUCCCUACCCUCCUACCGCAUUCUCAUUUGGGGUUCUUCUGGAAGGAAGGAGCAGGGGGAGAGCCACUUUUUUGUACCCUUAGUUUCCAGAAACACAUCCAUUUAAAGACUCAGUAGUUCUCUGACUGGGUUUUUUCUUUUUCUUCAAACUUAAGUGGGAGAGAGACUGAGAAAGUAUUUAUAUAGCUGUAAUUAAAUGACAUUAUCUUGAGAAAUAUUUUCUUGUAUUUAAAAAUCUUUCUACUUCUGUAAAUCUCUACAUAGACCAGUGCCCAGGACUGCAUGAGCUGGUGUGUACCAAUUAGUCAGGGUUUCUGGCCUCUUUGCAGGUGAGCUGACCUCUAAACCUAGGACGAAGUCUUCAUCAGUCAAAGCAAUGCACGGUCCAGGAAAGGGGCCUUUUAUGUUCUAAGUCCUAACCUUUUUUAAAAAUAUAUAACCAAAAGCGCAAUGAGCAGGGCUUUAUAGCUCGUGGAGAUUUGUAAGUAUUGAGACAUCUGUGUUGCGCGUGCAGCCAAUUCCCUAAAAGCAGCUCCUGCCCGCCUUCUGAGAAGACAGGCACCCUCAGGCAGCGCCCUCACACGGCUCUUUCAUAAAAAGCACUUGAACCUAGAUAAGCAUGUUUUAAAGCAACGUGCUUGGUAAACAUUCAGGAUGCUCCUCUAUGUGGUUACUUGGAGUCUCUAUUUCUGUCCUUUGAAGCAGCAAAACAUCACGUGAUUCAUCGACUGCUCUAACCACACAUAAAACAGGAUGUAGAGAAAAUCUGAAGAUACAUGGAAAGACCCUGUUGCCUGCCCUUUUAAAGGUUAUAUGUCUAAAAUUAACUACCCAAAUGUGCAAAAUGAGGGACAUGUUAUUACAUAAUCAAAAUAGCCCAAACCCCACUCCGGAGUCAGAAAAGGUGUAACGAAUUAUAGAGCUUACUGUCUGACCUCAAAAGGGAAAACAAUGAAGAGGAGCUGGUGAGAGCUUAAGAUUUCACUUUCUCCUCCAGAGGGGAGGUCAGAACUAUUAGCUACUGCACUCUACGCAAAGAAGAACACCAAAGACGUGCCUCCAAAUCUUUUUUUUUUUUUUUAAGUCAUCCUUGACAAGUCCAAGUGGUUCCAGAAGAAUUUUUUUCUCUGCUUCAUUGGCAAUCAACCAGGGUCUCUGAAAGACUGUGUAAGAUCCACGCACUUUUAUAGACUGCUGUCAGCUACCCACGGCUUCAGCACACGUUUCUAUAUGGUACUUUUUUUUAAGUUAGGAGAUGUAACCCAAAGUGCACUUCACUAACAAGAUUUGGCAUCGGCUUCUACAAUCCGUACAUGCAAACAGAAGCGCACGAGAGCCAGGAAGCCUUUCUCUCUCCAGCAAUAUAUGUGGUCUCCUUAGGUUCAAGAAGGGGGGAGACGGGGCAGACCAGCUAAAAAUGCUUGUACCAUUCGUUCACCAUCCAGCUUUGUGGAAAUUCAGUGACGUAUGGAGAUUGGUCGUUACUAUAAGAUUUAGAGGCAGAUGUUCUCCAACCGUGAACCAGGGACAAGAAAUGGUGUCUUCGGGGUGGGAAACACUACGGCCAGGUGGACUCUGGUUCCCUGAAGUGUGGGGCUGCGGACAUGGGGGACCCACAGUUUGGAUGAACCAGAUACUGAAGGAGAAGUUCAAGUUACUCUGGUGGAACAAAGGCGGUACAGGGUUCCCAUGACCACCAGUCACCCAGCAGCCAAAGCAUGGGGCAGUCAGUCACUGGGAAGCAGGCCACGCCCCCAGGGGUACCACAUUCGCAGGGCUUCUGGGCAAAUACACUGCUCCCUGGGCCCAUGCUCUAUUUGGUUUGCUUAGCGAUGUAUUGAGAGGGCAAAUAUCUAAAGCUGGAAUGACCAAGGAGCUAGUCAUAGAGCUUCAGGAGUCCUGACAGAGCCACAAAUGGGAUUCUGUCCAGGUUGGUCACCUGAACAAUGAGAAGCUCAGGCCGUUAUUGCUAACGCUCCUUCCUGGUCUAACAGUCUAUGCAGGAUCUGGGGUUUAGAACAUGGUACAGGAUCCUGCAAUGGAAAAAUAAAAUUACCUCGUUCUCCGUUUCAGAUCUGAAUAUUAGCACUGAUCCAGAAUUUUUUGUUUUAACAAAAGUAAGUCUUCUGGGAGUCACUUUUCUCUGUGUGGCUGUCAGCUUACAGGCUUUUCAGUUUUUCAUCAAAACUGUGGGUUUAAUUUAAACUGUCAAAACCAAUCACAUUAAAAUAUUUGUGGAGCCUUGAUUAAAACUGACUGCAGAGGUUGGUAUAAAAUAUAUGUUGCAUUUAAACAAGUGCUGUGUAUGUAUUAAAUAGAUGUAAGUUUCUGCAUUGUUAAGAGCAUUUAUAUGUGCUUUUCUUUUGAGGAUUUUUUUUUGGAGGGGAGGAGGUUUGUGCUCAUAUAUUGUCAAAUAGCUUUCAUACUCUAAUUUUACUUUAAGUAAAGCUUGAACGGUCAGCAUAUUGA